Crotalus tigris (Tiger rattlesnake) is the source of this 1873-nucleotide messenger RNA. Its product is annotated as olfactory receptor 10G6-like. Gene Ontology annotation, biological process: G protein-coupled receptor signaling pathway. Lineage: Eukaryota; Metazoa; Chordata; Lepidosauria; Squamata; Viperidae. The transcript is spliced from 3 exons. Gene Ontology annotation, cellular component: membrane. The record is from RefSeq and is a predicted model, not a curated record. Gene Ontology annotation, molecular function: olfactory receptor activity; G protein-coupled receptor activity. The coding region runs from base 629 to 1555 and encodes 308 amino acids.
GAAAAAGUCAUCCUUGGUGGACCUCCAUUUUUCAGUCUCAAGUUCUCAAGGUACCUUCUUCCAUAACAAAUUAAAAUUAGUCUCAUUCUGAAAAGAAACCUUGGGAUUGAGCUCUCAUCUGCAAUUCAAGUCUGAGUAAAAGCAAUUUAGUCUUCAUUGCCACCAGAGAAAUCAGUGAUAGAUCUACUAUCAGAGAAAUCUUCUAAGAACCUUCUACACACUUAAGGAAAAAACUUAAGCAAGUUUCUGCUAGUAACUUCUUGCUUAGGUGAUCCCAUCGAUAUGUUCCAAUGUUCUUCCAAGCAACAGAAUGAGAAGUUGUAUAACAAGCUUAUAGGAUUUUUGAUAGAACACGUUCUUAAUUGAACUUUCUUCGGUAGAUCAACCCAGCUUUCUCUCUAGGAGGAAAUCUAAAGCCUGGGAUCUUCUCUGCAUACUCGAUCUGGGUGAAAUAAAUUUGGGACAACUUAAAUUACUUUGCUGUCAUGAAUCUACUUCUGAAACUAAAGCAACAGAGAGUUAGAACAUCAUUAACUCUGAAUAAGUGUCUCAGACUUCAAAUCUCUCAUUAUAUCAUAAAAUAUCUCACCUGCUCCACAGCUUGGGUGAUUCAAAGAAAAGAUACUACAUGGAGUGCCCAAAUCAAACAGCUCCAAAUGAGUUUAUCCUUUCUGGGUUUCCAUAUCCACAAGGGUUCAAGCUGCCCUUACUUCUCUUCUUCUUAGUCAUGUUUAUCCUGACUCUUUCUGGAAAUUCCCUCAUCAUUGGAGUGGUGAUCUCUAACCUUCAGUUGCAUAAGCCCAUGUAUUGGUUCCUUUGUCAUCUCUCCAUCUUAGACAUGGCGUUCGCCUCUGUGGUGGUCCCCAAAGUCAUUGCAGGAUUCAUUCCUGGAGGCAAAGUCAUUUCUUUCCUAGGGUGUGUGACUCAACUGUACUUUUUUCAUUUCCUGGGAUGUGCAGAAAGUCUUCUCUACACCUUGAUGGCUUAUGACCGCUUCUUGGCCAUUUGCAAACCACUCCACUAUGGCAAUAUCAUGAACUGGAAAGUGUGUCUCUUUCUCUGCUUGGGUACUGUAAUUGGAGGCAGCCUUAAUUCCACAUUUCAGACUUUCCUUACCUUCCACUUGCCUUAUGGACAGAGACACUAUAUUGACUAUGUCUUCUGUGACAUUCCUGCCAUGCUGAAACUGGCUUGCGUUGAUACAAAACUCAAUGAAUUGAUGAGCUUCAUUGACAUUGGCCUUGUCGCAAUGACCUGUUUUCUGCUUAUCUUAGCAUCCUACGUCUACAUCAUCCUGGCUAUUUUGAAGAUAAGUAGUAGUGAAGGACGGAACAAAGCUUUCUCAACUUGUACUGCCCAUCUUAUUGUGGUGGGCAUCUAUUACCUGCCUGUGAUAUAUCAUUAUCUGAGACCAGCUUCUCAGGGCUCCAUGGAUGGUGCAGUGAGCGUGUUUUACACCACAGUAACCCCUUUGUUGAAUCCAUUGAUAUACACACUUAGGAACAAGGAGAUGAAGACUGCACUGGUGAAAUUGUGGAGAGGAAAUGCAGAGUAGCCAGCAGCAAGUAAACAAACUCAUUUUUCCUUUAUUCUUCUAUUAUCAGAUGUCACCUGAAUGAAAAGUGAGCACAACCACCUAGAACUGUGAUUGUACUCAAUGCCUUUGGCGUGUCCUCCUCACAGAUUGUGUCAAUCCCAGAUUUUGGGUUUAUACUGUGCUCCAGAGAAAGUUUGCUCAUCUGAUAUUAAAGACACUAAAGAAUUCCAUUUCCAGUGGGAGGGUUUUUUGUGUACAUUGUGUAAAUUACCAUUUCCCCAUUGAAGCUGAAUUCUUCACAAACUCUCAUUCUCAAAUUAAAAUACUUUUGUUGGA